Molecule: messenger RNA, 691 nt
Organism: Solanum verrucosum
Lineage: Eukaryota; Viridiplantae; Streptophyta; Magnoliopsida; Solanales; Solanaceae
Product: 40S ribosomal protein S13
Exons: 5
Coding region: 109-564 (151 amino acids)
Biological process (GO): translation
Cellular component (GO): ribosome; nucleolus; cytosolic small ribosomal subunit
Molecular function (GO): small ribosomal subunit rRNA binding; structural constituent of ribosome
Source: RefSeq, a predicted model, not a curated record
UAUAUAGGGAAAACCCUAACCCCCUUCAGUUUGUCAUUUUCGAGAUUUCGCUGCUACUUAUAGCCAACCGGAGCGCGGCAGCCACCGUCACACCGCCAAACAGCCACCAUGGGUCGUAUGCACAGUCGAGGGAAGGGUAUUUCAGCUUCAGCUCUUCCAUACAAGAGGACUCCACCAAGUUGGCUGAAAAUCUCUGCUCCUGAUGUUGAGGAUAACAUCUGCAAGUUUGCCAAAAAAGGUUUGACACCUUCUCAAAUUGGUGUUAUUCUUCGUGAUUCUCAUGGGAUUGCUCAGGUGAAGAGUGUCACUGGUAGCAAGAUUCUCAGAAUUUUGAAGGCUCAUGGACUUGCUCCCGAGAUUCCCGAGGAUCUCUACCACCUUAUCAAGAAAGCAGUGGCAAUCAGGAAGCAUCUUGAGAGGAACAGGAAAGACAAGGACUCCAAGUUUAGAUUGAUUCUUGUUGAGAGCAGGAUUCAUCGACUUGCUCGCUACUAUAAGAAAACAAAGAAGCUUCCACCAGUCUGGAAGUACGAGUCUACCACCGCGAGUACUCUUGUGGCUUAGAGAUAGAUCAUGGAUUGGGAUUACAAGUUUCUUGGUCAAGUCCCAUUUUCAAAAUUACAGACUUAAGUUGUUUUUGUUUGGCCGGGUUGUUUGAAACUAUGAAUGGAACAAAUUUUGUUUUAUGAGA